UUGUACUCCUGCACUUGGAGAGAGAAAGAUUAGUUGAUUGGAUUUACAUUGUUCCUUGUGCCACCAUGGGUGUCAAGAAAUCUGUGAUCAAAGUCAACAUCAACUGCCAAAUAUGCAAGACAGAAGUACUCAAAGCCGUUACAAAGCUAAUGGAUAUAGAUGAGGUGUCUGUGGAUAGCGAGAAGCAAACGGUGUCUGUAACUGGCCUGGUUGAUCCAGUCGACGUUGUAAAGCAAAUAACGAAGGUGGGGAAGGUGGCUGAGGUUAUUAGUGUUGGACCCCCUACAAAGCCUGAAUCACCUAAGAAACCUGAUGAUCAGAAACCACUCCCUCCCUGUUGCAAUGACUGCCAACUUGUUGCUGUCAGCUAUGGACCCUAUAACGGUGGCGGAUGCUCCAUCCUCUAGAUGGAAUCGGCUGAAUCCUGAAGUGAUCUCUUUUCUCUUAUGCGUUUGCUUAUUGUCCUCUCUCUGUAGAUCUCUCUCUUCAAUUGAAUCAAUUCAUCAUGGACAUGUAUACGUAAAAUGUUGCUACACAGGAAAUUAAGAGAUUGUUUUCUGCCGGAAAUGGUCUGGCAUUUGGCACUUA
Nelumbo nucifera (sacred lotus) is the source of this 588-nucleotide messenger RNA. RefSeq lists its product as uncharacterized. The record is from RefSeq and is a predicted model, not a curated record. Gene Ontology annotation, molecular function: metal ion binding. Lineage: Eukaryota; Viridiplantae; Streptophyta; Magnoliopsida; Proteales; Nelumbonaceae.